AGAUAAUUCAGUUGGUAACAAUAAAUUGAUACAAAUUAAUUACAUUUAGAUAAUAUUAAUUAUAACAACGGAACGAUGAACGUUAACAAUCAAAUGUGUAAACCAAGCAUUUUGAAAUAGCCGGUGUAUGACCAAUUAAUUAUUAAACAUCAUAUUCGAUAUCCUCAUGGCGGACAAAAAAAUAAAUUUCGAUGAUGAUUCUGCAGUCUCGGUCGAGUUAUUUUCGAUACAAAAAGUUAUAACCAUCAGAUGAGGCGUCUCUCCACUUCUCCCUUCUUCCUUUAUUCGAUAUAAGAGUUUUGAAGUUUGAAUUGUCUUUCGCUUGCCAGAAGUAAAUAUGGCAUCGAAUAGCACCAAGAAUUUGAAAAGAAAAUUUUUGCAGCACAGUGAUUCCGAUGAAGAUGAAACGAAAAACGGUGUAAGCUCCAAACAGAGAACAGAUGCUCCUCGUUUGUGUCCUUACCUUGAUACAAUAAAUCGACAAUUCUUAGAUUUCGAUUUUGAAAAGCUGUGCUCCGUCUCCCUUUCAAGAAUCAAUGUUUAUGCCUGUCUUGUUUGCGGCAAGUAUUUCCAAGGAAGAGGAACAAAUACUCAUGCUUAUACACACAGUGUAGCGGAGAGUCAUCAUGUUUUUCUCAAUCUUCAUACACUCAAAUUUUAUUGUCUGCCUGACAACUAUGAAAUAGUUGAUUCAUCUCUGGACGAUAUCAAGUAUGUACUCAAUCCAACCUUUGGGAAAACCCAAAUCAUGCAAUUGGAUCGAAUCGCUAAGCGUUCUCGAGCGAUUGAUGGAUCUAUGUAUUCUCCUGGUAUUGUAGGAAUGAACAAUAUCAAAGCAAACGAUUAUUGUAAUGUUAUUUUACAGGCUCUUUCUCACGUGACCCCUUUGCGGGACUUCUUUUUGAGAGAAUCGAAUUACAAUCAGGUUAAAAGGCCACCUGGUGAUUCUUCUUAUCUUUUGGUACAAAGAUUUGGCGAGCUCAUGAGAAAAUUGUGGAAUCCACGAAACUUCAAAGCACACGUCAGUCCUCAUGAAAUGUUACAGGCUGUUGUUUUGUGGAGUAAAAAAAGAUUUCAGUUUACGGAACAGGGCGAUCCCGUGGACUUCUUAUCAUGGUUCCUCAAUGCCUUGCAUUUGGCUCUGAAUGGUAGUAAAAAGAAGGAUUCUAGUAUUAUUUACAAAACAUUCUUGGGACACAUGAGAAUAUAUACACGGAAAAUUCCACCUUUGGAGCUUGAGGAAAGUCAGCGUAGUGAAUUGCUCAACACUGUUGAAUAUGGUGAAACAGUUACCGAAAGUCCAUUCCUGUAUUUGACCUGCGAUCUUCCACCGCCUCCGCUAUUCAAAGACCAAUUCACUGAGAACAUUAUUCCUCAGGUCAACUUGUAUACUCUUCUGAACAAGUUCAAUGCUGUAGCUGAAAAAGAGUACAAAACUUAUAAGGAAAAUUUCAUGAAACGAUUCGAAAUAACCGAAUUACCGCCUUACCUCAUAUUGUACAUAAAGCGUUUCACGAAAAACACCUUUUUUGUUGAGAAAAAUCCGACAAUUGUAAAUUUCCCGAUCAAAAAUGUCGAUUUUGGGGAUAUUCUGACACCCGAGGUAAAAGCUCGGCAUCCGUUUACAACGUAUGAUUUGGUAGCAAACAUUGUUCACGACGGAGAACCCGGCCAAGGAACUUACAGAGUUCAUAUUCUGCAUAGGGCAACAGGACAGUGGUAUGAAUUGCAAGAUUUGCACGUAACACAAAUUCUACCUCAAAUGAUAACUCUGACAGAGGCGUAUAUUCAGAUAUACGAAUUGCGAAAAGAAGACAGCACUGAAAACGGUGAUGGGACGAUAAAACAUUCGACGCAGUAGUAAAUAACAUGUACCAAAUUGUGUAAAAAUAUAUACAUUUUAUAUGUUCCAUAUCUAUGAACAGUUCAACGAAGUAUGAAAAUCCCUAAGUUUAUUGCCUCGUAUUAUUUUUUUUUUACUAAUUCAUGAUUUUUCACAUAUGAAAGAAAUUUAUCCCAACACUUGUGGAGACCUUAAUUUUAGCUGAAUAUAUUUGCUUAUUUUUUAAUUUAUCAUUCAGAUUUGUAAUCAGUGCCUUUCAAAAACUUAGGCAUGCUAAAUUUGAAGAAAACUGUACAUGGUAGUAACCGAUACAAAUUAACACAGUUAUUCCAGGAGCAAUGUAAUAGAAUGGUUUUCAGAAGUUGAUAAAACGUUUGAGCAUCAAAUGUGUAUUUUUCAUACGAUUCGAACUGGUAGUCAUUUUGCUAAUACAUCGAUUUUUUCAACUUGGAA
Messenger RNA from Venturia canescens, 2296 nucleotides. It is a transcript of the gene Usp39, whose product is annotated as ubiquitin specific protease 39. The coding region runs from base 338 to 1861 and encodes 507 amino acids. Gene Ontology annotation, molecular function: zinc ion binding; cysteine-type deubiquitinase activity. Gene Ontology annotation, biological process: mRNA processing; spliceosomal complex assembly; protein deubiquitination. The record is from RefSeq and is a predicted model, not a curated record. Lineage: Eukaryota; Metazoa; Arthropoda; Insecta; Hymenoptera; Ichneumonidae. The transcript has 9 exons.